This is a messenger RNA of Prunus armeniaca (apricot), 234 nucleotides long. The record is from the annotation of a GenBank genome assembly. NCBI's taxonomy places the organism in Eukaryota, Viridiplantae, Streptophyta, Magnoliopsida, Rosales, Rosaceae.
AUGAAAGCUGUAGCAGAAAACAUAGGGCUGAGAUCUCUCCAAGUUGGCACCUUUGUUUAUAUUCUUUGCACUAGACCGUUGCUCGGAACCAUCCAUCUUAAUCUUUCUGAUAAUUUACAAGGUCCCUUGACGGCAGUGGAAGGGGCACAUGGGCGGCCUUCAUCUGAUCUGACCACAUGGAAAAGCUCUCUUUGUGUUGAUGAAGAAUUCUUCAUCUCAAACAAGAUAAAUUGA